CAGGGCGCGAGGUAGAGGAGGCGCACGCACACGCAGCAGCUGUGGUCAGAAGCGCGCGAGGACAUAGGACUCACAUACGGACACGCGCGUGCAAAAUAGAAGAGAAGACCUUUGCUCUAGGUGACUGAGAGGAGAAAAGACGAGUAGAGGAGAAGAAACCAGAGGCGCGUUCUGGUUUUUCAGGCCGGAAAAGUGCGAGGAGACACGGACACGAGUGGAACUGAGAGGCGCAUCUGCGGAGAACCGAGGCGGCUGCUUUCAUCUGCGGAGAACCGAGGCGGCUGCUUUCAUCUGCGGAGCACCGAGGCGGCUGCUUUGAUCCCCUCAGAAAAAACAACAACAAAAAGAAAGAAACAAGGAGGAAAGACAGGAGCUGUGCGUGUUUCUGCGCGAGUCCGUGCUCGUCUGAGAGGAUCUAUGAGCUGCUGCAGAGCCGCUGGAAACUGGAGGACUCACACGCACAACAAGGUUCUCCCAUGCCAUCCCCCUCCUGCCCAUCACCUGUCAUUGACCAGUCACAUUCCCAGCCUCAUCCACAUGACAACCCACUGUUAGGCAACACUACUGAGCCAGACACAGAUGAUGAGGAAGAGGAGGAAGAAGAGGAGUAUGCAGCUCGAUUGUACCUACCUGUAACUCAUGAACAAUCAUCCAAUCACCAUGGCCCCAGCCUGCCUCCUGUGCCCCCGCCUCACCGUCAGCACCCCUCAGUAACGGCUCUCAACCACGCCCUGGGCUCCACGCACCACGCUGGACAGACCCUGAACUCAUCGCGGCAAUUAACUCCUCCCUCUGGAAGCCCGGCCCCUGUGGCCGGCCAAUCACCAGCCGAGCUGCAAACCACACCCCCCGAGAGCGUCCCGCUGCAGGACAGCUGGGUGCUAGGUAGCAAUGUGCCUCUGGAAACAAGGCACUUCCUUUUUAAAACGGGUACCGGCACCACCCCACUUUUUUCUACAGCCACUCCAGGCUACACCAUGGCGACAGGCUCAAUGUACUCACCCCCCACCAGACCACUGCCCAGGAACACCCUGUCCCGGUCUGCCUUUAAGUUCAAGAAGUCGUCCAAGUAUUGCUCAUGGCGGUAA
Molecule: messenger RNA, 1088 nt
Organism: Nematolebias whitei (Rio pearlfish)
Lineage: Eukaryota; Metazoa; Chordata; Actinopteri; Cyprinodontiformes; Rivulidae
Product: teneurin-3
Exons: 4
Coding region: 477-1088 (203 amino acids)
Biological process (GO): neuron development; signal transduction; heterophilic cell-cell adhesion
Cellular component (GO): neuron projection; membrane
Molecular function (GO): protein homodimerization activity; cell adhesion molecule binding; protein heterodimerization activity
Source: RefSeq, a predicted model, not a curated record